UUAAACAGUCUGGUAUGUUUUGGUAUUUCUUGCGGUAUUUACAUCAUCUGCCCACACUGACAACACUGUAACUGUUUCUCUGUGUGUGAUGAGUGAGUGUGUGUGUGUGCGUGCAUGUUUGUGGUGGUUGCAAUAGAUUUGUUUGUGCGUAGAAAGGAAAGCGUAAAUUGUUGCAACGAAAAUUGGACAUAGACACCAUAGAAGCGUUUGCAAACUCCCAAAGAACAUUCGCCCACGAAGCCCACGCAUCAGCAUGGACAUCAUGGACAUACAGGCUGUCGAAUCCAAGCUGAGUGACGUCACAGUGACACCAAUACCACGCUCGCAAGUGCAAAACUUUUACAACUACCAGCAGCAGCGUGAACAGCGCGAGCAGCAACCCCAAAUCCAAAUAUCUGCCAUCCAUCAUUCGCGUGGCAACUCCAGCAAUAGCGGCUCGGCCGGCAGCUCCGGCAACAACAGCAUGGGCGGCAUGGGUGCCACGGACUACUCCACCAGCAGCGGCAACGCCAAUAGCAAUAAGCGCGACCGUUCCGCCGAUUACAGCACAUCCAGCAAACAGAAUUCGGCGGCAGCCAAUGCUGCUGCGGCAGCCGCCGUUGCCGCCUUGCAAUAUUCACCGCAGUUCCUGCAGGCGCAACUGGCUAUGCUGCAACAACAAUCCAACACUACAGCCACGCCUUCAGCUGCUGCUGCAGCGGCCCUCUCGCUCGCGAAUAUUGCGGCAGCCACCAAUGGGGCACGCAACUCCGGCAACAGCAAUGGUAAUAAUCAGGGUCUGAAUCUAACGCAGUCACAGCUUAAGUACCCGCCCCCGUCCACAUCGCCGGUGGUGGUGACCACCCAGACAUCAGCAAACAUAACCACACCCCUCACAUCCACAGCCAACCUGCCGACGGUGGGCAGCCUGAGCACCGGCAAUGGCCUGACCAAAUACGCCCAGCUAUUGGCCGUCAUCGAGGAGAUGGGCCGCGACAUAAGGCCCACAUACACAGGGUCGCGCAGCUCCACUGAGCGGCUGAAGCGCGGCAUUGUCCAUGCCCGCAUUUUGGUGCGUGAAUGCCUGAUGGAGACGGAGCGGGCGGCGCGUCAAUGAGAAGAGGAGUGCAGUGGCGAAUUGACGCCACAGCUCCUGUCGCCGGGGGGUAUCUAGGAUAAGUUUUAAGCAAAUUGGGUUUGCCUUUUGUUUAAUUGAUCGAUGUGUAUGUAUGUAUAUCUAAGUCGAAUAAUCCAAAAUGAACGUGAAGCAUUUUGUGUACACGUAGUCCUUUCACUUGUAGGGCUUUCCGUUUUGCUUUAUAUUUUCCAUAUAAAUGGCAAUUUGUGCCACUGGACCAUAGUUAAAGAAUGUUUAGACUAGCUCAGGUUAUAUAUACAGUAAAUAGAAUACUGAAUCUAUGUAUAUGGCAGAUUAUUGAACGGAAUCGAACCAGCACACACACCACACCGAAGGCAGAUCCACACAGAUCGAGAUCAGAUCAACGAGAUCUGUUCUUUGGUUUAUGUUUUGAUGGAUACAGAAUGUAUGCGAAUGAGAUGAAUCCGUCUCGUGUUUGCCAGAUAUUCGUAUAACGAGGAGAUCGUAAUUAUUACACUGCCCCCCGGGGUCUCCGAUAUAGUGUGAAAUUUGAGCUGAUUCCCCCUUAUUUUAGAGAACUAUACAAUGAUAUGAUGUAUAUACAAUACAAAAGAACAAGCGAUACAAGAGAUAUAUAUAUAUAUAUAUAUAUGUAUAUAUAUAUAUAUUUAGAAAAGAUAUACACAUAGUAUAUACUUGUUAUGCCUAAAACACAAGUGCGCAAUGCGAUCAAGAUUAAGUGGAAGAAAAACCCUACAAAUUUAGUGGCAAUU
Molecule: messenger RNA, 1851 nt
Organism: Drosophila miranda
Lineage: Eukaryota; Metazoa; Arthropoda; Insecta; Diptera; Drosophilidae
Gene: CDK2AP1
Product: homeotic protein ocelliless
Exons: 2
Coding region: 254-1096 (280 amino acids)
Cellular component (GO): cytoplasm; nucleus
Source: RefSeq, a predicted model, not a curated record